AUCCCUUCAUAUGGAGGACAAAGGGAACAUUCCCCACUUUAAGGGUCAGCAUGAAUACAAGGGAAUAGUUUUUCCCAACAUCGUCCUUGAUUCCAGUAUUGAACGACUUAAGUCUUUUCAAGUACGAGACGAUGACAUCUGGAUUGUGACUUUCCCCAAAGCCGGUACACAUUGGAUGAUGGAGAUAAUUGGCCUUAUCCUCAGCGGUGGUGACCCAGACAAAAUAGACCGAUCUCUAUACUGCAACACUGUAGAGAUGAUCAACUUAGAUCAACGUUUCCCUCAAACCGAGGAAGAAGAGAAGCUUCACCCACUUGACAUGUCUCCGUUCUUAGACGUUAUCGAGAGGGCGCCCUCCCCAAGAGCCAUGCUCACGCAUCUGCAGUUUGAUCUUUUACCACGUGACAUACUCAAAUCAAAGAUCGUCUACCUUGCCCGUAAUCCCAAGGAUAUGAUAGUAUCAUGGUUCCAAUUCAUCGGGUAUAAUCCAGCAAAGCCACUGACCAUGGAAAAGUCGAUUGAAGAGUUUGUCGAUGGCAAAAUGCAAUGGGGUCCAUGGCCAGUACACGUUCGUACGUUCUGGGAGCUUAAAGACCACGAGAAUGUCACUUUUAUUUUCUAUGAGGAUUUGAAGAAGGAACCAGCAAAAUACAUUGAGAAAAUCGCCAAGGGCAUUGGUCACCCUCUGUCGGAGGAGGUUCUACAGAAAGUGGUAAAGUUUAGCCAUAUUGACUCGCAGAAAGCUACUUUCAAGAAAUUGGAGGAAAGUGGAAAAGUCAACUACGUGAAAGCUUCAGGCGAAUUAGCUUUCCUAAAUAAAGGAGUCAGUUAUCGUUGGAAGCAAUUCUUCACUGUAGCACAGAACGAGGCCUUCGAUGAAUGGUAUCAAGAUAAUAUGGCGGACACCGAUCUCAAGUUUACAUUCGAGUGAAUAAACGCAGACCUCAUUCCCGGCUUAGAUACCAUUAUUAAAGGAAUCUAAUAAAUCUGGAACUUAAGUUUCGAAACAAUUUAUUUAGGGCUAUUUUUUCAUAAAACCCGUUUUUGGUUACACGUGUUUCGAUAACAUAUAGACCGCACAAUCAUAACCUGUAUCUCCGCCAGUCAGAGACUUCAAAAUCUCUUCUUGUAACCAACGAAAUUUUGAAUCGUUCCAAAACAAGAUUCCGUUAAAAAAUAACGGCACUGAAUUAUAUAAGGCCAGGUCACAGCGCCAAAACUUAGCUUGAGCAUUCCUGGAGCGGUGAAAAAAUUCAUUACCGCUCGUUACUGUUCACCACCGUUUAGCAGAAGUUGGCUUCCAUGGAGGCAGAGUUGAAUAUGCUCGGCCACCGUUGAUAGUCCAUCUUACCGCUCCGAAGGUUUUGAACUGCACAAAAUAUUGCGAAAGGUGAGGAGCGGGCAAUUUUCCGCUCCGGCAAAGUUCACCACAGCUCCAGCAACGCCCAGUAAAAAUUUGGCACCGCUAGACGCAAGUUCGUGGACGCUCGGGUCCGCGAGGCCAACGCAGAAAUCUUGAAUGCUAGACCACCGCUGCUUAGCCAGCUUUUUCCGGGUGUUGAUUAAACGUUGCACAAACUUUGGAGGAGCGGUUGUAAACGUUUUACGAUCGGACAUGAGAUUGCUGCAUGAACUGGUUUGGCGUUGGUAUGUAGGUGUCGGAGCGGGACCAGCAUUUUGGUAUAAAUACGGGGAGAAAUCGACCAAACCCAUUUGGAAUCUAUCCCCGGGGGGGCCACUUCCAUCGGGUGGAUACCAUGCGCGACCAUGGGGUCUCGAAAAGCACCCUAAACACGUA
Lytechinus variegatus (green sea urchin) is the source of this 1798-nucleotide messenger RNA. RefSeq names its product sulfotransferase 1C4-like. Gene Ontology annotation, biological process: sulfation. Gene Ontology annotation, molecular function: sulfotransferase activity. NCBI's taxonomy places the organism in Eukaryota, Metazoa, Echinodermata, Echinoidea, Temnopleuroida, Toxopneustidae. The transcript is spliced from 6 exons. Gene Ontology annotation, cellular component: cytoplasm. The record is from RefSeq and is a predicted model, not a curated record. Bases 11 to 931 code for a protein of 306 amino acids.